AUGGCAACGUCAAGUCGCCUCGACGCGAUUGAAGAUGUGCUACGACAACAUUCAACCAUCAUCAACUCCAUCCGUGCAAGCCCACCUCAGCCACCCGGGUCAUCGUCGACCACGCCAACCUUUGCGUAUGAGAACACGUUCAGCAUAAGUACAGCCCGACCACAGCAAGAAGAUGCCGGGCUCGGAACAUCUACGAGCGCAGAGAUUGACAGGCCGGAACCCACAGCAGGGCGAGAGGACGACCCAGUUCCUCCACUGACGAUCCCUCUCGGCCACCAAACUAGCACAAGCAGUCUUCUUACAUUACCGCAGAUGCGUACACUAACGGGUGACUUCCCAGAGGAGUUUCUCUUCCUGGUCGAAGAGAAUCGACCGCGGACUUUGUGGUUGCAACACGUCAGGGCGGCGCAUGAGGAGAUGGAGCAAGACUUUCUCCAUGUUGACAGAUCAUUUGCCGACAGCUGUUUUGAACGAUAUUGGACACUGGUACAUCCGUACCGCCCUAUCUUUGACCUGGAAGAUCUCACGUCACUAUACGAAAGGACGAUGAAUCAAGGGCUCCAGGAGGAUACAUCCUCUGCUCUCCUUUUGUCUCUCCUCGCACUGGGGGCCACUGCAGACGACCCUAUUAAGCCCACCACCCUCAGACACACCGGUGAUGAGCUGAUCAAAAAAGCUCUUCGAAUACUCUUUCCGUGCUGGGCUAUGACAUUUAGCGGGGAUCUUGUUCUGUCUCAGGCGCUCAUUCUCUGCGCACUUUACUGCUGCUAUGUGGUCGAGCCCCUGCCUGCCUGGAGGCUUGCACACAUGGCAUCAACAAGUGUCCAGCAAAUGCGCAGACAGCAUUUAUCCAAGGAUAGCAGUGAAGGUGUCAUCAGAGUCAGUUGGGCGUGCUUCUUAAUCGAAUGCGACAUCCUGGCCGAGUUCCAUCAACCUAGAAGUGGUAUCGAGCCGCUAGUUGAUAGGUUGCCCUUUCCGACAUACAGCAACAGCACCGCACCGGAAAGCUUGUGGUCAUUGGCCGACAUAUCGGCGAGGUCCUUGCUCAAUCGGAUACAUCAUACCGUGUACUUCACCGAUAGCCUCUCUCUAUACGCAGGUCGGUCACAGAACGCAUGCGGGAUUCUCUCGUCUGACCCGGAUGCGUCACUGCUAAGAGUGUGCGAGGAACUCAAUCGUCAGCUUGAAACGUGGUAUGGGUCACUACCCGAGGCCAUCAAACCGGAUCUUUCGGGCAGACCAAGAGGUAGUGACCAAGCUUGUGUUUUGCGUCUCAGAUAUUGGUCUGCCAAACACAACAUUUAUCGACCAUUUGUGGUCUACGUGACCUCACGAGCUGCAGAACAAGAGGGGACUAUACCGGUGGUGGCCCUUGAGCGGUGCCGUCUUUGCCUUACUGCUACCCGAAUGUUUAUCCUCUCUGCGGGUCAUGUUCUGGCGCAGAGGAACCCCUACAUUUUUAGUACGGCGCAGUGCUGUAUAGGCUAUGCACUUAUCAUCGCGAUCGCUGCUCAGACUCCUGCGCUAUCCGACGCAGUUGACGAUGCUUCAGAACUGCUGGAAAUGGCUGUUGAGCUCGUGAAACCAUGGGCUCUAACUGGAUCGAGCAUUGAAUGCGGCCUUGAAAUCGUAAAUUCUGUACACAGAAAGCAGCGGCUGCGCAACCUUCGAGCCCGAUAA
Fonsecaea multimorphosa CBS 102226 is the source of this 1680-nucleotide messenger RNA. RefSeq lists its product as uncharacterized. The coding region runs from base 1 to 1680 and encodes 559 amino acids. Gene Ontology annotation, biological process: DNA-templated transcription. The record is from RefSeq and is a predicted model, not a curated record. The transcript is spliced from 5 exons. Gene Ontology annotation, molecular function: zinc ion binding; DNA binding. Lineage: Eukaryota; Fungi; Ascomycota; Eurotiomycetes; Chaetothyriales; Herpotrichiellaceae.